GUUCGUCCCUCAUAAAAAUUUAUGGCGGCUCCAGAAAAUUGGUUCUCAUCUUAUAUUGCUUCAGUUAAUUAAUAAUUUAGAAAUACCGCGUAUUAAAAGCGGGGGACAGUAAGCCAUUAUCUACGAUAAAGGAUUUUUAAGUAAUAGUAGAUAAGUUUGUUCGUUCUAGAGAUUAUUCGUUAUCAACUCGGCUUCUAACUUGUAAUGGUCACGUAAACCUAAUUAACCGGGAACUUCUUCAGGCGUCGAUUCCACACAAAUAGGUCACAACAAAAUCGAUAAUGUUACGACAGAAAAUUACUUAAGCAUCUUAUUGUACCCCAAAAAACACAUAAAUAUAUAUAUUUCGGGGGCAAUAAUUCUUGAACGCUUUGUGUUGUCUUAUCGAAUUGUUUUAUUUGUUCCCAGGGCGAAUCGAACUGUCGACAAUAAUUGAAUCACAUGCAACGGUAUCUAAACACAUGACAAUCUGAUAUACGUUAUCUAUGUUGUUACACAAUGCAAAAUUAUUGUUUGUUUACACGCCAUGCCAGCUCAAAUCACAUCAGAGAUGCAAAAUGAAUUAAAGCAAAUCGAAAAUGAGGUCGACAACUUUCAGGAGACGAAAAAAGAUCACAGAUAUCAAAUAUUGAAUUAUCAACUGCACGAACUGUGGAACAAGGCGAGAGAAGCGACUGACAGCGAAUCCAAGAAGAUUUUCAUCAAAGAUGUCAAAUCUGUUCUUAAUACGCUGGACCUGAAAGUCAUCGAAAACGAAAAAAUAGAACGGGAUCGUUACUACAUUUACUAAAAAUGUUGUGUUACUUUUUAAGGUAUUAAAUUGUUGUAAUCGUUA
Aethina tumida (small hive beetle) is the source of this 835-nucleotide messenger RNA. RefSeq lists its product as uncharacterized. The record is from RefSeq and is a predicted model, not a curated record. The transcript has 2 exons. The coding region runs from base 527 to 790 and encodes 87 amino acids. NCBI's taxonomy places the organism in Eukaryota, Metazoa, Arthropoda, Insecta, Coleoptera, Nitidulidae.